GCGUCUAGACGGACCAUGUUGAGCAGAGCGAGCAGCCGUCUGUCUAUCCGCACGACCUCCACCUCCGCCGCAUUCCUAUCGACCUCGCGCAAGGCAAUCUCCUCAUCAGCUGCCACGCGCCCGAAGCUCUCCUUAUCCUCCACAUCUCCUUCCCUCGCCCCGCGUUCGCCGAGACAUCCAGCCCGGGACAGCUCUUUUGUGCGGAAGAUGGGACACUUUGCGUCGGAAGAUUCUGCUCGACCGGAGCCCGACCAGGUACUGAAGGACAUCGCGGACUACGUGCAUGACUAUGAGAUCACCUCGGACCUUGCGUACGAGACAGCUCGGUUGUGUCUGAUCGACACCAUUGGAUGUGGUCUGGAAGGUCUCCGGUUCCCUGAGUGCGCAAAGCUCCUUGGGCCGGUCGUUGAAGGCACUAUUGUUCCCAAUGGCACAAAGGUCCCUGGAACGAAUUACCAACUUGAUCCCAUUCGAGGAGCCUUCAACAUCGGCACCAUUAUUCGCUGGCUGGACUAUAACGACUGCUGGCUGGCUGCCGAAUGGGGCCAUCCCUCGGACAACUUGGGCGCCAUCCUUGCCGUGGCGGAUCACCUCGCCAGGAAAGGGGAAUCGCUCACCGUGCGCGACAUUCUGACGGCCAUGAUCAAGGCGCACGAAAUACAGGGCGGCCUCGCGCUCCUGAACUCGUUCAACCGCGUCGGGCUCGACCAUGUCGUCCUCGUCAAGGUCGCCUCCACCGCGGUCGUAUCCAAGCUUCUCGGUCUGACUCGAGAACAAACUAUCGACGCGAUCUCGCAUGCCUGGGUCGAUGGUCAAUCGUUGCGCACCUACCGACAUGCCCCCAACACCGGUCCCCGCAAAUCCUGGGCCGCAGGUGACGCCUGCUCGCGGGCAGUAAACCUCGCCCUUCUCGUGCAGAAGGGUCAGGUCGGCAUGCCAUCAGUGCUCACCGCAAAGACAUGGGGCUUCUACGAUGUCCUUUUCAAGGGCAAACCCUUCGAGUUCCAGAGGCCCUACGGUUCCUACAUCAUGGAGAACGUCCUCUUCAAGAUCUCCUACCCCGCUGAGUUCCACGCCCAAACCGCCGUCGAAGCCGCGCACAUCCUCCAUGAUAAGCUGAAGUCGCUCGGCAAGUCCUCGGACGACAUCCAGAGCAUCACUAUCCGCACGCAGGAGGCCGCGCUCCGGAUUAUAAAUAAGAAGGGACCGUUGCACAAUUUCGCCGAUCGGGACCACGAUAUCAACUACAUGGUCGCCUACCCGCUUAUUUUCGGCCGGCUCACGUCCGAGUCCUAUACGGACGCCGCCGCCGCCGAUCCCCGCAUCGACGCCCUCCGCGCAAAGAUCACCUGUGUGCACGACGAGCAAUUCUCGGUCGACUACCAUGAUCCGGAGAAGCGCUUCAUCUCAAACGCGCUCAAGGUUACGCUGAACGACGGUACCGUCCUUGACGAGGUCGUCGUAGAGUUCCCGGUUGGCCACAAGCGUCGACGCGAAGAAGGCACUCCCUUGCUCUUGAACAAGUUCAAGACUCACAUCGCCCCCCACUUCGAUGCCGCUCACCAACAAAAGAUUCUCGACACUGUUAACGACGCUCAAUCGCUUUGGAAGCUGCCCGUCGACAAGUUCACCGAUCUCUUCGUCAAGCCAUGAAUAUCGGUCAAAACACAGUCUUGAUUCAAAUGUAGAGUACAUGACAUUGAGUUACAACAGGGAAACGGGACAUAACCUGGCAUAACAUCCCAUAACAAUAAUAA
Punctularia strigosozonata HHB-11173 SS5 is the source of this 1757-nucleotide messenger RNA. Its product is annotated as 2-methylcitrate dehydratase. The record is from RefSeq and is a predicted model, not a curated record. Gene Ontology annotation, molecular function: 2 iron, 2 sulfur cluster binding; 2-methylcitrate dehydratase activity. Gene Ontology annotation, cellular component: mitochondrion. Lineage: Eukaryota; Fungi; Basidiomycota; Agaricomycetes; Corticiales; Punctulariaceae. Bases 208 to 1653 code for a protein of 481 amino acids. The transcript is spliced from 7 exons.